Molecule: messenger RNA, 411 nt
Organism: Paramecium tetraurelia
Lineage: Eukaryota; Ciliophora; Oligohymenophorea; Peniculida; Parameciidae
Exons: 3
Cellular component (GO): membrane
Molecular function (GO): P-type transmembrane transporter activity
Source: RefSeq, a predicted model, not a curated record
AUGCUUUAAAUAUAUGGCAUUACUUGCGCUUUGUUCUAUUUAAUUUUAGCCAAGAAUUCAGACUUUCAGUUACUCCUUUAAUAUGGGUAAGACUAAAGCGUAUAAACAUUGACAUAAUUUUAGCCAGUCUCAAGUUUACUCUCAUUUCCUGUUUUAAUGUCUGUUAUUGGGCAAACUAUUAUUCAAUUAUAAUUCCAAUAUAUUUUUAUUUUACAUUACGUAUGGUAUUUGAGUAAUUUAACAAUUCAUGAAGGAAAUACUAAUGAUCGUUAUGCAAUGAUGAUCAAUUAUGAAAAUACUAGUUUAUACUUAUAUUCAAGCUUCCAAUACAUAUUUUAAUGCAUUUCAUUUUCAAUGGGAAAACCAUUUAGAAGAGAAUUUAUACAAAUUUUGGAUUUACUUGUAUUUUGA